Molecule: messenger RNA, 987 nt
Organism: Spinacia oleracea (spinach)
Lineage: Eukaryota; Viridiplantae; Streptophyta; Magnoliopsida; Caryophyllales; Amaranthaceae
Product: CASP-like protein XL3
Exons: 3
Coding region: 158-730 (190 amino acids)
Source: RefSeq, a predicted model, not a curated record
UCACUUAACUCUUGCUCUAUCACUUGCCCACUUGUCUUUUAAGGACUCGUGUGUUUUAAAUAUUGAACCCAAAUCCCAACUAAUUAACUUCAAAAAACAAACAAAAAAGGUGUCCAUUUCUUAAAAAUAGGUUGAGGUUUAUGCAAGGAAAACAAAGAUGGAGAUGAUUAAAAUUGAAGCAAUUUUGAGAUUAUGUGCCUUGUUGACACUCUUGUUGGCUGCUAUUGUUAUGAUGACGGAUAACCAAACCAAAACAUUCUUUGGUUAUUACAAAAUGAGGGCCGAUUAUAAAUUGGCUAAGAUUUUGAAAGUAUCGGUGUACGUGUAUUUGAUUGGAGCCGGGUACACCUUACUUCAACUAGUUCGAUGUAUGGCCUUCAUGACUAAGUAUGAGGGAGAUAAAUUAAGCUGCUCAAGCCAUAUUCUUAAAUGGUUUUAUUUCUCUCUUGAUCAGGUGGCAGCAUACGUUGUUUUCGCAAUAGUAUGUGCAACACUUGAAAUAUCAUUCCUGGUAUUAACCGGUUCAAAGGAUCUUCAAUGGAUGAAACUAUGCAGCAAAUAUGUGAGGUUCUGCGUUCAAAUUGGUGGUUCCAUAGCUUGUGGUGGCGUUGCAUCCAUCUUAUUAGCCGUCAUUUCGGCCAUUUCCACCUUUAAUUUGUUCAGAUGGUAUUCUCCAAACUUCUUGUGCUUAAAACCCAAGAAGAUUGGUAUCGCAGCCACUACCAGCUAGCUAGCUAUAUAUAUAUGCAUGACUCAUCAUGCCAUUAUUAGUUGUUUGCUAGGUAGUACUCCGUACUAGUAUAAUAUACGAACAAGAUUUUUAAUGUACAAUACUUUUAUCAUUUUAUCUCCUAGUAUAAAUCACUUUAAAUUAGUAUUGUAUUAAGGAUUUUCAAACACAGACAAUGUAAUGUACGUGUACUCCUUUAUUUACACAAAUCAAGUGUACAUAAAGUAUAACUUGUGUUAGGUGUUGGUUCAGUAGAA